Molecule: messenger RNA, 1251 nt
Organism: Metarhizium album ARSEF 1941
Lineage: Eukaryota; Fungi; Ascomycota; Sordariomycetes; Hypocreales; Clavicipitaceae
Product: GPI-anchored cell wall beta-1,3-endoglucanase EglC
Exons: 1
Coding region: 1-1251 (416 amino acids)
Biological process (GO): carbohydrate metabolic process; cell wall organization
Cellular component (GO): extracellular region; fungal-type cell wall; cell surface
Molecular function (GO): glucan endo-1,3-beta-D-glucosidase activity; 1,3-beta-glucanosyltransferase activity
Source: RefSeq, a predicted model, not a curated record
AUGCAUCUGCCAACUACUGUCCUCACUGGCUUCAUGGCCAUGGGUGCCUCGGCCGCAUCCAACUACCUCGGUUUCAACUCGGGAGCAACCCUUGCCGACCGAUCUGCCAAGUUCAAGAAGGACUUCGUUGACGAGAUGAAGGCCGCCCAGGGCCUCACUGGCGCCCCUGGGACCUUCAACGCUGUCCGCCUCUACACCAACAUUCAGGCCUACUCACAGGACGACCCCAUCGAGGCUUUCGAGGCCGCCAUUGAAACCGGGACCAAGUUGCUCCUGGGUGUCUGGGCCUCGGGCACCGACAACAUCGACAAGGAGAUCAGUGCCCUGCACAAGGCUGAGACGAAGUACGGCACCAAGUUCACGGAUACCGUGAUAGGAAUUUCCAUUGGCUCAGAAGAUUUGUAUCGGGAUUCAGUCACAGGUAACAAGAACAAGGCCGGCGUCGGCAAUUCCCCUGCCACCAUUGUCAAGUUCAUCGAGACGUACAAGAAAGCGUUCAAGGACAGUGCCUUGGGCAAGGUCCCCGUGGGCCACGUGGACACUUGGGAUUCAUGGACCAAUACCUCCGCCAAGAUGGUUAUCGACGCCCUGGACUGGGUGGGGGUGGACGAAUAUCCUUUCUACGAAAAUGGGAAAUCCAACGGCAUCGACAAUGCUGGAAGCCUAUUUGAUCGCGCCUAUGAAGCUACCAUUGCUGCUGUCGGCGGCAAGCCUGUAUGGGUGACUGAGACCGGAUGGCCAACCACCGGGCCUAAUUGGGAUCAGGCUGUUCCAUCUGUUGAGAACGCAAAAACAUACUGGGACGAAGUUGGCUGCCGUCAGCUAUUCAACAAAGUGCCUACUUUCUGGUACAACAUUCGCGAUUCCAACCCCGACAACAAGGUCAAGUUCGCCAUCACCAAAGACCUCUCCACCAAGCCUCUCUUCGACCUGACCUGCCCCAAGACCUUCAAGUCCAAGGCUCGAGCUUCCAGCAAUUCCUCUAGUGCUGACAGCACUGCCAGCUUUACUGCCAGUGGUUCUUCCAAGCCUACGUCUACCGGCGGCGCCGGCAGCCCUGGCUCUGACCAUUCCAACGGCUCAGGUACCUCUGGCGGUUCAAAGACCAACGCUGACUCUGGUUCGAGCACCGCUGGUGCUGGCGGUGCUGCUUCCACAACGGCCAAGGGGGCAUCUUCUACCGUUGAGAAGUUUUCUGGCGCGGUCUACUUGGCUUUGGCUGUCGUUGCUGGCUCUUUUGCCCUGCUUUAA